AGGAAGUAUCGCAUCCAAAGUUUGCCGACUAAAAAUCCUCCUCAUGACAGUCUCUUCUUGAGGGUCUCAUUCACCAGUCACACCUGCGUUGAGACGGAGCGUUAUCAUGGCUGGCAGAAGAGUCGUGGUCUUCCCCUCUUCAGCGGAGCUCGGUCCAGCUUUGGCCCAUCUGGUGACAUCUCGGGCUGAGAAAGCUAUCGCCUCCCGUGGCAGGUUCACUGUGGGUCUCUCUGGAGGAAGCCUGGUGUCCAUGCUCAGCAAAGAGCUGCUGGCCAUGUCGGACCUGGACUGCAGCAAGUGGGUGGCUGGUUUCUGUGAUGAGAGAGUGGUUUCCUUUGAUGAUCCUGACAGCACUUAUGGGCUGUACAAGAAUCAGUUUUUUUCUAAGGUCAACAUCCCUGACAGUGGGAUUUUAGUCAUCGACCCCUCACUGCCGGUGAACGACUGUGCAGAGGAUUAUACCUGCAAACUGAAGAAGACCUUCCCAGAUGAUGAGUUCCCCGUGUUUGAUUUGUUACUGCUGGGUAUGGGUCCUGAUGGACACACCUGUUCCCUCUUCCCGGACCACCCUCUGCUAGAGGAAACUAAGAAGAUUGUUGCUCCCAUAAGCGACUCUCCCAAGCCACCGCCACAGCGUGUAACCAUGACUUUUCCCGUGGUGAACUCUGCACGCUGUGUGGCUUUUGUGUCAACUGGGGGAAGCAAAGCAACAGUUUUGAAGGAGGUGCUGGAGGGUAGAGAAGGUCCAGCAUUCCCAGCAGCCCGUGUUGUCCCGACUAACGGCGAGCUGUUCUGGCUUGUUGAUGACCCUGCAGCUGCCUCUUUAACUAUCCAGGUGGAGAGACCGAGCUCAGGGGCCAAACUGUAGAGUUUUUUAUCUACUGAAUAAAGGCAGGAGUGCAAGUGAAUGAAGAGACUUGGAAAAUAACACACUGUACAUUCCUACUUUCAACUGAGAUGUUUAUGUCGGUGAUGGAGUUAGAUUUGGUGUAAACAUAAAAACAUGUAGGAGGAUUUUCCAGAUAUUGGAGCUUGGUGUGUGUAGGUCUAGCUGUAUCCAAGGGAGGUUUAAUAAAAGACUGUGAUGUAAUUUAGAUGUUCACAAAACAUAAAAGUAAGGAUUUUUAGCUUUUUGGUUGAAACCCUUCCACACCCUCAACACUGGAAAUCAUUUAGAAAUUGGCUGCUGUUCAUUAACCAUCCAUAGCACUUAUUUUGAUUAUGAAGUGAAAAAUAAAAUGUUAAUUGAAA
Molecule: messenger RNA, 1251 nt
Organism: Scomber scombrus (Atlantic mackerel)
Lineage: Eukaryota; Metazoa; Chordata; Actinopteri; Scombriformes; Scombridae
Gene: pgls
Product: 6-phosphogluconolactonase
Exons: 6
Coding region: 107-868 (253 amino acids)
Biological process (GO): pentose-phosphate shunt; carbohydrate metabolic process
Molecular function (GO): 6-phosphogluconolactonase activity
Source: RefSeq, a predicted model, not a curated record